This is a messenger RNA of Kluyveromyces lactis, 1932 nucleotides long. RefSeq names its product transcription factor HAP4 (gene HAP4). NCBI's taxonomy places the organism in Eukaryota, Fungi, Ascomycota, Saccharomycetes, Saccharomycetales, Saccharomycetaceae. Gene Ontology annotation, biological process: regulation of DNA-templated transcription. The transcript has a single exon. Bases 1 to 1932 code for a protein of 643 amino acids. The record is from RefSeq and is a predicted model, not a curated record. Gene Ontology annotation, cellular component: nucleus.
AUGUCCAGGCCAGUUUCAUUGGAGCCCCUUCACGGACACACUGGGCCUCAUCAGCAGAUUACAAUUGCUCCUAAUUUACAGCCGAAGAAACAUGAGAAACCCACUGGGAUCACGAUUCGAACGUCUAGGCACUGGGUUCUUCCACCGAGGCCUAAACCGGGUAGAAAACCCAGUCCUUCUUUAUCGAUAAAGCAGCAACUGGCAAAUGUCAAGGGUAUGGCUGUAGAGUCCACUACGCCUGCUUCUGCUUCAAGUACUAAUGCCAAGAUUAAACAAGAACCUGUGGAAUCAGUGAAAGAAGUUGAGAAUUUGAGACCGGGAUCGAAAAAACACUUGGCUGCCACUGUUAUUGAUUCUGGUAAAAGUUGCUCUUCUUCUGAUCAAGGUACAGUAGCGUCAUCUACAACGACUGCAGUCCGUACAGGAGUGCCAACCGCAAGCUCCUCAUCAUCAUCAUCAUCAUCAACUAUCCCGUUGACUAACUGUAAAUCUACAAACGCCAAGUCAAAAGCAAUACAAGUUGAACAGACAACAUCGAUCACUCAUACCCAGCCUAAGCCCAUCCGUGCCAAAAUUGCACCAGCUGCUUGCAAGAAACAAGUCAUGCCAAUUCCGACCUUAAAGCCAUCAGCUAAAAUGGAAAGCGCAAAAGUUAAGCCACAGGUGAAAAUGGAACAGCUGGAUGUUACUUUAGAUCAUAUUCAAUCUGCACAACCCGUGGAGCCAAAGAAAAAACCAGGUUCCAAAACUGCUUUGAAGAAAGAGAUCAAGAUCCUUAAGAUGGAAAACAAUAAGCUUAAGAAGGAGCUUACCGAUCUAGUGGGUAACUUACAGGAAUUGAAACGUCAGUUCCCUAUCGUACCAGAAGAAUCAAAUUCUAAAUCUCCACAUACCAUAGUACCAAGUGUCAACAGCAGUGUUCCAAUGCAACAGAAGAUUCUUCCAAAACCAAUGACAAAUAAAUCGUACCAUGAGCCAGUACAUGUGAAGCAAGAACAUACUGAGAGAUUGCCUCGUAAAAGAUCUAUCAUUGACAAUGAUGCUGAUAUGUUACAAAUCGAAGUGAAACCAGAACCUGCAGACGAUACUGAAAUCUUUUUGAAAUUCGAUGAAGAUGAUGAACCAAAUAGAGACUUCAUCAAAAAUCUUUCCUCUUCAAGGAUGGUUCAGACCUCUUCUUUGAGUUCUCGUGCAAGUUUGACAGAUGAAGACGAUCUGUUACUAUCAUCAUCUACCCCAAGUUCUUUAUUCUCUACCGACUUAAAUCGUACCGUGAGCAAUCAACUUCUUUCCAAUUCAUCUACCUUGACGAAUACAGGAUCAAGUCCAAGUAGUAGCCACACAUCAAAUAAGAGCUUACCAAAUUCUCAGUUCUCUGAUACUAUUGAAGCUAUGAAAUUCUUGGAUGGUUAUGAGCAAAUGGAGUUCUAUUCCAAAUACAAACUUUCGACUUCACAUUCUCAAGAACCUUUGAAAUCUAUACAAAAGCUUAAGGUAGAUCACCACUCUACCCAUCAGGAUGAAUUGGAUUGCAUUAAAGAAGAAGACCCAAUGACAGAUACGUUAGCGAAUUCAAAGGCUUAUAACGCGGAGCAAGAUGCUAGUAUGCUUUACUUCUUACAAAAACAUGCUCUGACUAAGAACCCUGGUUCGAAACUUGGCGAUUUGCCAAUCGAUCUCGAUGAUUCGUUGCCCUCGUCAUUGCUGUUGAAACUCAGCGAAGAUGACGAAAAUUCUUUUAUGAACUUAAAUUUGAAUAGCAUAGAUCCAGACGAUCCUUUAAGUGAACAUGUUAAUGAUACACCGUUUGUAGCACCAACACUAGAAGAAUUAAUGGAAGAACAAGACGACAAGGAUUCAAAGUUGUUAGGUCCUGAAAACACUGAACAAGAUAUGGACCUUCUCAAGAUGGGUAUCUUUUUCUCGGACUAA